CAACAAGCUGAGUCAUUCGUUUACAGAGGAGUUUUAUAUCAUUAUAUUCAUCAUCACUCAAUGGCUACAGUUCAGUACCACUUCCUUGGAAAGUCUGGUCUCAAAGUCUCUGUCCCAAUUCUUGGUGCGAUGAGCUUCGGUUCCCCGAAUGGGCUGUAUGUCAUUGUUUCCUAUCCCCAACUUGUCAACCACAUCCUCAAUAUUUUACAGCCCUGGGUCCUUGACGAGGAACCCUCUAUUGAAAUAAUGAAGGCUGCUAGGGAUCUCAGUGUCAACACCAUCGACACCGCUAACAUUACUCAAAUGAUACACCGCUUCGACCCUUCAGUCACCCCUCAGGAAACCAUGAAAGCACUUCACGACCUCGUGCAGAGCGGUAAAGUCCAUUAUAUCGGCGCCAGUUUCAUGUGUUGCUGGCAGUUUGCCAUGUUGAAUGACGUGGCAGCUCGCAAUGGUUGGACGACGUUUAUCAGCAUGCAGGAUGAGUACUUGCUGCUCUACCGCGAGGAGUUUAGCAUCACGUCUAGGAAUGCGAGAUGCUUGCUUAUUGCAAAUAACACGGUAUCGGUGUCAUCCCCUAGUUAG
Suillus discolor is the source of this 585-nucleotide messenger RNA. Its product is annotated as NADP-dependent oxidoreductase domain-containing protein. The record is from RefSeq and is a predicted model, not a curated record. Bases 61 to 585 code for a protein of 174 amino acids. The transcript is spliced from 4 exons. Lineage: Eukaryota; Fungi; Basidiomycota; Agaricomycetes; Boletales; Suillaceae.